CAGCUGACACUCCCUACUCAUUUUCCCCACAGGCAUUUCCCACUUCCUAUCAGAAGACAAAGUCCUCUGGUAAUCAUGAAGAUUCUCCUCCUCUAUCAGAGAUUUAGAUUCAUCUGGCUUGCCAAGCCAGCCAGCCGGCACUUCCACAGACAACCCCAGCUCUGGACACCUCUGACGCUUGCUGACUUUGAAGCCAUAAAUCGCUGUGAGAAGCCAUUACCCAAGACCUUUAACUUUGCUGCGGAUGUACUGGACCAGUGGUCCCAAAAGGAGAAGUCUGGAGAGAGGCCAGCCAGCCCUGCCCUGUGGUGGGUAAAUGGCAAAGGAGAUGAAGUGAAAUGGAGCUUCCAAGAACUGGGUUCCUUGUCCCGAAAGGCUGCUAACGUGCUCACCAAGCCCUGCGGCCUGCAAAGAGGAGACCGGGUGGCUGUGAUACUGCCCCGCAUCCCCGAAUGGUGGCUCAUCAAUGUGGCUUGCAUGAGAACAGGGCUUGUCUUCAUGCCAGGAACGACCCAACUGACCAGGAAAGACAUCCUCUACCGACUACAAGCAUCCAAGGCCAAGUGCAUUGUGGCCAGUGAGGAAGUGGCCCCUGAAGUGGACUCCAUUGUGUCAGAGUGUCCCAACCUGAAGACUAAACUCCUGGUGUCUUCAAACCACUGGGACGGAUGGCUCAACUUUCAAGAGUUACUUCCACUGGCCUCCGAGGAGCACAGCUGUGUGGAGACAGGAAGUCAAGAACCAAUGGCCAUUUACUUCACCAGUGGGACCACAGGUUCCCCCAAGAUGGCUCAGCAUUCACAGAGCAGCCUUGGCAUUGGAUAUGCUCUUUGUGGAAGGUAUUGGCUGGACUUGACACCCUCAGAUAUCAUGUGGAACAUGUCAGACACUGGCUGGAUCAAGGCUGCCAUUGGUAGUGUGUUUUCUGCAUGGCUUCGAGGUGCCUGUGUUUUCGUGCACCGGAUGGCUCAGUUUGACAGUGAUACCUUCCUAGAUACGCUUACCACUUAUCCCAUCACAACCCUGUGCAGUGCUCCUACUGUGUACCGGAUGCUCGUGCAAAAGGACCUUAAGAGAUAUCAGUUCAAGAGUCUGCGGCACUGCUUGACAGGAGGGGAGCCGCUCAACCCAGAGGUGCUGGAGCAGUGGAAGGUGCAAACUGGGCUGGAGCUGUAUGAAGGCUAUGGACAAACUGAAGUGGGAAUAAUUUGUGCCAAUCGCAAAGGACAAGAAAUUAAACCAGGCUCCAUGGGAAAAGGAGUAGUGCCCUACGAUGUCCAGAUUAUAGAUGAAAAUGGAAAUGUCCUACCACCUGGCAAAGAAGGGGAAAUUGCCCUCAGACUAGAGUCUACUCGGCCCUUCUGCUUCUUCUCCGAAUAUGUGGAUAAUCCAGAAAAGACUGAUGCCACAAUCAGAAGAAAUUUUUAUGUCACUGGAGACAGAGGAGUAAUGGACAAUGAUGGAUAUUUCUGGUUUGUCGGCAGAGCUGACGAUGUCAUUAUAUCCUCUGGGUACCGUAUUGGGCCAUUUGAGGUGGAGAGCGCACUGAUAGAGCACCCAGCAGUAGUUGAGUCAGCUGUUGUCAGCAGUCCAGAUCCCAUCCGAGGAGAGGUGGUGAAAGCAUUUGUAGUAUUAGCUGCACCCUUCAAGUCCUCCAACCGUGAGAAGUUAAUUGCUGAACUUCAGGAUCAUGUGAAAAACUCAACAGCACCUUACAAAUACCCAAGAAAGGUGGAAUUUGUUCAAGAACUCCCGAAGACAAUCACUGGGAAAAUCAAACGCAAUGUGUUGAGAGACCGGGAGUGGGGCCGAGCAUAGCUGGACAAGAACAAGG
Molecule: messenger RNA, 1834 nt
Organism: Phodopus roborovskii (desert hamster)
Lineage: Eukaryota; Metazoa; Chordata; Mammalia; Rodentia; Cricetidae
Gene: Acsm4
Product: acyl-CoA synthetase medium chain family member 4
Exons: 13
Coding region: 76-1818 (580 amino acids)
Biological process (GO): acyl-CoA metabolic process; fatty acid biosynthetic process
Cellular component (GO): mitochondrial matrix
Molecular function (GO): fatty-acyl-CoA synthase activity; fatty acid ligase activity
Source: RefSeq, a predicted model, not a curated record